AUGCGACCCGAUCAUGCUGGUUCACGAUAUACUCACCCGACUUCAGGCAUUGCCGCCACCUCGUCCGCCUCUCAUCCGUACCCCGUAGCCAGCCCGGCCGACUCCUACCCGACCGCCGAAAGCGACUCCGACCCUUCGCCAUCCGGUACCAACCAUCGGGACUCGGUCGGUUCAAUCGUCGACGACCCCUUCUUUCAGACAUACGAUCCAGCAGUCAAUGCCGCUGCCGCCUCGGACGGCGACUCCGACUCGGACGGGAGCUCUAUCUACCAAUCGCUAGACGACGAGGACCAGCACUGGCCGCCUCCUCGUCGAGAGUCUCUGACCGCCACACCUUCGUCGUACUGGUCGCAAUCACACACAGCCAUGGAAGCCGGCUUCAACAUUGCCAUCAUCGGUUCCACCGGUGUUGGCAAAUCCUCAUUUGUCCAGCGCGUCCUAGGUUUAUCCCGACCACCCAUCUCCAAUGCCUCUAGUGUUCGCAUGUUGGUCGACAAUAUCUCCCACGUCAUAACCCUGCUCGAGCUGGAUCUAGAGUAUUUCGAAUUAAAUCCUAGUCAACCUAUACAAUGGCCAAAGCAAAUCAACGGGCAUAUUGUACCUCGCGUCGACGCCGCGCUUAUACUAUACGAUGUUACGAAUCAUGAGUCUGUUCGAGAACUACCACAGACGCUUGCGGCUCUAACUAAUUCUGGUCUGCCAGCCAGCUUGGUGGCCUGCAAAUGCGAGACUCCGGAGGCAGAGUGGCAAGUCAACGCAGAGGCCAUGGCAAACCAUCAACUCUUUAAAUCCUGCGUUUCUACCUACAAGAUCGCAUCAGAUAACCAUGAUGUUGCAAGAACAUGCCUACACACAAUUCUGAGGGCUGCUAUAGCACAUCGAAGGGAAGAAAACGGUGAAACAGUAUCGCGCCGAAGAGCUCAGUCUGCUGCCAACUUGGAAGCUCCAGAUGUCAGCACUGGACGCCCAAUAAGCCAGCACAGCAAGCACAGCAGAGCAAGCUCCGACUUUUCUUUGCUCAAGGGAUUCUCAAACCCCCCUGUUAGCGACGGUUACAGGGCACAGGCCUCUCGCAGCCCAAGAGCUGGCCAGCAGGGGACCAGCCCAAACCCGGGCUCCGCACGCGAACUAGGAGACCCGGGUCAGGCGCAAACAGUUGGCAACAUGCUUAGGACCCCGGGCAUACGGUUGGACAGGCCCAAUACAGAUUCCUUCUUGGAUGUUGAGGAGUCGGACGCUGAAUCAUACCGCUACUCGGACGACAUUCCUAUACUGCAACGAGCAGACGACAAUAUUCUUGAAAAGCAAGCAAAGAUGGCAGGUGUCACAUUUGACGAAUUGGUCGAUCGACUUCUUGCUCCCAGGCUGUCGAGAGCAGACAGUAACUUCUCGGAUGUCUUCCUCUGUCUAUAUCGCAAGUUUGCUGCCCCCGGCGAACUCUUUUCUGCCAUCUUAACCCGACUUGACAAGGUCAGGGACGACAAGACUGCACAUUAUCUCUCCAAGACGGCGACACAGCUGCGCAUCAUUGAAGUCGUAGCCAAGUGGGUAUCAUCGUAUCCCGGUGACUUUGCACGACCGCAGACGAGGCGGAAUCUGGAGGAGUUUAUCAGACAUCUUUCCACGGAGCCGAUUUUCUCAAUCGCUGCACAACACAUGCGACGUAAUCUUCAGUUCAACGUGGUGGAAGAUGACGAUACGGGCUGGGCAAACUCUGAUGAGACCAGCGACAAGCUUGCGAGCGAGAUCUUAUCCAAGGAGAUGUCCGAGCUGUCAUCAGGCGUCAGCGUGCUGACAGUGGAAUCCGACAUGGACGGAAGACCGUCGGGAAGCUCCGAGAUCUCUCUGGCCACGGGUGGCAGCAGUUCCGGGAGCCAGGUGCACUUUAACACGUAUGACGAUUAUGAAAGAGCGGCAGCCGUCCUGGAACCCACCGACAACUUGCCGAUGAACAAGUUUCGUUAUCACAUAUUUAUGGAUAUUCCGGACGACGAUGUCGCAGACGAGCUGACUAGGAUUGACUGGAUCAUGUUCUCGUCGAUUCGAAUUCGUGAUUUCGUGCGUCAUGUCAGCUUGUCAACGGCGCAGAAGGAGAAAUGCAAGAGCUUGAGGAACGUCAACCGGAUGAUUGGCCACUUCAACCACGUUGCCAAAUGGGUUGCCAACAUGAUUCUGCUGCGAGACAAGGCUAAGCACCGAGCGCAGAUACUGGAGAAGUUUAUGAACAUUGCACUCAAGCUACGUCAGUUGAAUAAUUAUAACGGACUGGCAGCCGUCCUCGCUGGAGUUAACGGGACAGCCAUUCAUCGAUUGACCCAAACGAGAUCGUUGGUGCCGGCCGAGGUACAGAAGCGAUUUGCGCGGCUGGGAAUAUUGAUGGGGACUCAGAAGAGUCAUUUUGCAUAUCGACUGGCGUGGGAGAACUCGCCCCUUCCACGCAUCCCCUUUAUCCCUCUCCACCGGCGCGAUUUGGUGUCGGCAGAGGAAGGGAGCAAGACUUUUGUUGGCAGUGAGGGAGACCGAAUCAACUGGAAGAAGUUUGAGGUGCUCGGGGAGGUGCUACUCCCGAUCAUGAAGAGUCAGGGCACAGCGUACCCAAAUCUAUCCAAGCAUGACACAGCGAGGGAACUGAUUCUGGGUUGCCGGAUGCCGACAGAUGAAGAGGAUAUUUACCAGCGAAGUGUACAGGUGGAGAGCACCUCUGGAGGGAUUGCCGAACCGGCCAAGAAGAAGUCUGGGUUUCCCUGGUUUGCGAAAUAA
Fusarium vanettenii 77-13-4 is the source of this 2760-nucleotide messenger RNA. RefSeq lists its product as uncharacterized. The coding region runs from base 1 to 2760 and encodes 919 amino acids. The transcript has 6 exons. Gene Ontology annotation, biological process: positive regulation of GTPase activity; Ras protein signal transduction. Gene Ontology annotation, molecular function: guanyl-nucleotide exchange factor activity. NCBI's taxonomy places the organism in Eukaryota, Fungi, Ascomycota, Sordariomycetes, Hypocreales, Nectriaceae. The record is from RefSeq and is a predicted model, not a curated record. Gene Ontology annotation, cellular component: plasma membrane.